This is a messenger RNA of Pseudogymnoascus verrucosus, 1859 nucleotides long. RefSeq lists its product as uncharacterized. The record is from RefSeq and is a predicted model, not a curated record. Gene Ontology annotation, molecular function: FAD binding; monooxygenase activity. The coding region runs from base 293 to 1612 and encodes 439 amino acids. Lineage: Eukaryota; Fungi; Ascomycota; Leotiomycetes; Thelebolales; Thelebolaceae. The transcript is spliced from 6 exons.
CUCCAACUCUACUGGUGCUGCUCCAUAAACUUACUCUUGCAGCCAAGAAUAUCAGGAACACAAUCCUACAAACCUAUGAACCUAUGAACCUCCUCCAUCAUUAAUCAGCUUCAUUCUAUACUAGUAUCUCAUAUCCUAUAGCUCCACAUUGAUCAUUGUUUUUCCGUUCUCCCCUCCAUCUCUGUCUCCAACCUCAAACGACCCCUAGACUCCCUCCCCAAACCCUCAAAACAUACCCCUCCACUCCCACUCCCACCCAUCCUACCCCAAUCAACCACCCCCUCAACCCGCCAUGGCCACCUCCACCUCCCCUCUCAACAUCCUAAUCGUAGGCGCCGGCAUAGGCGGCCUCGCCGCCGCCCUCACCCUCCGCCGCGCCGGCCACUCUGUCCAGAUCUACGAGCGCUCCAGCCUCAACAACGAGAUCGGCGCCGCCAUCCACGUCUGCCCGAACGCCUCUCGCGGCCUGGCCGCCCUGGGCCUCGAUCCCGUGGCCGCGCGCUUCGUGACCGCCAAGAAGAGCUGGCGCGCUGACAGCGUGACGCUGAAGUGCUUCCAUGAGGCGGAUGAGGGGUAUAUUUCUGAGAAGUUCGGGGCGCCGUGGUGGUGGUGCCAUAGGGUUGAUUUGCAUGAGGCGUUGAAGGUGUUGGCGCUGGGGGAGAAGGGGGAAGGAAAGCCGGCGGUGGUGCAUUUGAAGAAGGAGGUUGUGAGUUAUGAUGCUGAGGCGGGGUCUGUGACGUUCGCGGAUGGGAGUGUGGCUAGUGGUGACUUGGUGGUUGCUGCGGAUGGCGUGCACUCCAAAGCCGUUGAGACCGUGAUAGGGCAUCACAACCCGGCACUUCCGACUGAGAAGUACAACUUCUGCUACCGCUUUUUAAUCCCUACUGCAGAGAUCGCUGCGGACCCAGAGACGGCCAGCUGGACCGAGGGCGACGAUGGAAGGAUCAAGGUUAUUGUUACUGAAGGGCGGAGGCUGGUGUGGUACCCGUGCAGAAACAACGAGCAGCACAAUUUUGUGGCUAUCUUCAGCACCGAUGAUGAAGUCAAAAAUGUGGAAGAUUAUCGAACCCCUCUCGAGGUUUCCGCUCUCCUAGAAACCUACAAAGGCUUCCACCCCUCCGUCCUCGCAGUCCUUAAGAAAGCAAGAGACAUCAAGCAAUGGCCCCUCCUCUUCCGCGCCCCCCUCCCAACCUGGCGCCGUGGAAAGCUCGCUCUCCUCGGUGAUGCCGCGCAUCCCAUGCUUCCUCACCAAGGCCAAGGCGGCGCCCAAGCAAUCGAAGACGGUCUCGCGCUCGGCAUCCUCCUCACUGGCGCCACACCCGAGACCCUCCAAUCCCGCCUAGCUCUCUACGAGGGUCUGCGUCUCAACCGCGCCAGCGCGAUCCAGCACUUCAGCAACGCCGGACAGGAUGAGCCCGAGAAGAUUCGCGAGGCUGCGGGGAAGUAUAUGGAUGCUGAUAAAGUGCCUAAAAACCCGGAGGAGUUCUUUGAGUUUAAUUUUGGAUAUGAUAUUAUUCAUGAUGUGAAGUUGGCGCUGCAGAAGGAAGUGCCUGGGUGGGAGGUGCCGGAGAAUUUCUUUGAGAGCCAGCCCGGACGGGGGACGUAUCCUUGAGGGUUGUGUAGAGAGAGGAAGAGGUGGGGAUAGCAGUGGUUGGUUAUGGUGAUGAGAUAUGAUUGAUAGAUUGGGUAUAGAUGGAAAAUACAAUAUUGUUAGUGACAAGACUCAUGAUAGGGGAAGGGGCUGUGAAGUAUUGGGAAAGAGAGAACAAACUCCCUUUUAAAACGGAGUUUCAGGGACAAGGUUUUUCACGUGUCACACCCAUAGCAAGAUAGAAACGGGUGAGAUUGGAUUGUUGAGA